AUGCAGUUACUGCUCCGCCGCGUCUGGGCUGCUGGGACUAGCCUCCAUGCAGGCCUCUCAGGCCUUCACCCGCGAGUACACUCCUUCAUCACAGCUGCUGAUGCAUCAUCUCGCAAUCGCUCCUUCAUCACAGCUGCUCAUGCAUCAUCUCGCAAUCACUCCUUCACCACAGCUGCUGAUACAUUAUUUCACGAUCGCGCUUCAGCAUAUCUCAAGCAUGCGUGUGAGUUGCUGAAGAUUAAAGCUCCAACUGGGAACGCCUAUGCCGUUGCACUAGCGCUGAAUGAUAAGGAUGCGGAGAAGGAGCUGCAGCUGCAGAAGAAGGAUGCGGAGAAGCAGCUGCAGCUGCAGACGAAGGAUGCGGAGAAGGAGCUGCAGCUGCAGAAGAAGGAUGCGGAGAAGCAGCUGCAGCUGCAGCUGCAGCUCCUGGAGAAAGAUCAUCAGAUUAUUGUCAACUACUACAAACGGCGAGUGGCAUACAUCACUCAGAGGUGUAGAGUUUGUUUGCCACCAUGGAAAGCUAUGGAUAUUAUUGCCAACAGCAAGGACGAGGAGAUCAACUCUGUACAGAAAGACUUGCCGCGGAAGGACUUGGGGCUGAUGAUGAAAAGAGAGCUUUCUAUGACUAAAGAGGAGAUCAGAUUUUUCAGCGAUGUUGCACACGUUUUCAAGAAGGAGGUGGACUUUUUCGACGACGUGUCAGCAGAAGAGGGAGAGCUGAUGGAAACUAAAUCUAUCCUGGAAAAAUAUAGGCGAAAAUCUGAGGACGACAGCGAGCCAAAGCCAUGA
Molecule: messenger RNA, 789 nt
Organism: Guillardia theta CCMP2712
Lineage: Eukaryota; Cryptophyceae; Pyrenomonadales; Geminigeraceae
Exons: 3
Coding region: 1-789 (262 amino acids)
Source: RefSeq, a predicted model, not a curated record